GCGUCGUGGCCCAUGGAUUCAAGAUGGCGGACACGGUGUCCAGCGGCUCGGGCACGAGAUCAGGAGGCAAACACUCAACAACCCCCGCAGACAACUAUUACUUGGCUCGGAGAAGGACUCUGCAAGUUGUGGUCAGCUCCUUGCUGACCGAGGCUGGGUUUGAGAGUGCUGAAAAGGCAGCAGUGGAAACCCUGACAGAGAUGUUACAGAGCUAUGUGUCAGAAAUAGGAAGGAGCGCCAAGUCCUACUGUGAGCACACAGCAAGAACUCAGCCAACCCUUUCGGAUAUUGUCGUUACCUUAGUCGAAAUGGGGUUCAAUGUAGAAACUCUCCCUGCAUAUGCCAAGCGCUCCCAGCGGAUGGUCAUCACUGCACCACCUGUGACAAAUCAGCCCGUGACUCCCAAAGCCCUGACGGCUGGACAGAACAAACCCCAUCCAUCCCACAUCCCUGGCCAUUUUCCUGAGUUCCCGGAUCCUCACACCUACAUCAAAACUCCGACAUACCGGGAGCCAGUUUCAGAUUACCAGAUACUACGGGAAAAGGCAGCCUCGCAGAGGCGUGAUGUGGAAAGAGCUCUGACUCGCUUCAUGGCAAAGACAGGGGAGACGCAGAGUCUCUUCAAGGAUGAUGUCAGCACAUUCCCACUGAUUGCUGCCAGGCCUUUCACAAUACCAUACCUGACUGCGCUUCUCCCCUCUGAGCUGGAGAUGCAGCAGAUGGAGGAAACAGAUUCAUCUGAGCAAGAUGACCAGACGGACACGGAGAACCUCCCCCUCCAUAUGAGCACGGAUGAUUCGGGGGCUGAGAAAGAGAAUGCUUCAGUGCUACAGCAAAACGCAUCCCUGUCCGGCAGCCGCAAUGGAGAGGAGAGCCUAAUAGACAAUCCCUACCUCCGGCCAGUGAAAAAACCCAAGAUUCGCAGGAAGAAGUGAGCUGCAGCAAGCUGACUGCAUGGAGGAAGAGGAGGCCCGCUGGCUGUCCCAUGGAGGUUUCCUUUGCUGCUGUGAGUGGUGCAGGACAAAAAGGGGAGAGACUGCUGGUGGAGUGGCUGAAGCAGAGAGAUGACCUCCUGUACAUACCAAAUGACACUCUUUCCCUCCCUCCCCCACUCCCUCUUCUCUCACUAGCUUGGCAUAGUCAGUAGGGAAGGGGCAUGGAAACCACCAGUCCUCACACUGGAAUCAGCCCAUCUAUCCAGAGAAGACUGAGCUGCAGCUGUGACAUUCCUCCUCUUCAUGGGAUGGAUUUAUUCUGUAAGGAGGAGGCACACAGAAGGGUUUUCACUGGUUAACGCUUCCCAGUGGACCGUUCAGAACGGACUAUGUGCUUGCACAGGCAGGUGGAGUCCUCGUCUAGAUUCAAAGAAUGACUUGUCCAUUCCACUCUGCCUGUUUGCAUUGGUGUGCACAGGAUUCACACCAUGGUCCCUUGUUAACUCUGAUCUCUAUUUGAACCAGAGAUUGGCUUGAGCUGCUGCGCAGAGCUCCAUAUCUUAAACUUCCCUGGAGUUUGAGGUUGUCCAGAGCUAGGGGUCCUACCAUGAAAUCCAGACCCAGAUCCAAACUUUCCCAAAGUUGCUGAAUAUUCAAGAGUUGUUGGUGUUUUGGUUUGCAGAGUUCUGCAUGUAUAUCAGGGUCAUGAGGAAGACUGCCCAAGUACGGCACUUGUGUUUAAAUGUGGAGGUGCAGAAAAUGUUGCCACUAUUUUUUAAAGUGCAUUUAUAGUCAGAAAAUUAACUGUGGUCCCCUUCUUACUCAACAGAUCUGUCAGAAUCGUUCCCUCCUAAUUAAUAGAUCAGCUUCUUGUGUA
This is a messenger RNA of Gopherus evgoodei (Goodes thornscrub tortoise), 1812 nucleotides long. RefSeq names its product TATA-box binding protein associated factor 8 (gene TAF8). Lineage: Eukaryota; Metazoa; Chordata; Testudines; Testudinidae. The transcript has 8 exons. The coding region runs from base 24 to 935 and encodes 303 amino acids. Gene Ontology annotation, biological process: transcription initiation at RNA polymerase II promoter. The record is from RefSeq and is a predicted model, not a curated record. Gene Ontology annotation, cellular component: transcription factor TFIID complex. Gene Ontology annotation, molecular function: protein heterodimerization activity.